ACUCCUUCUAUCCUCCCCACCGCCCUAUCCCUCGUCAGAACUUCGUCUCCUCGACCCAUUUUCUGACACCUCACCCUCCCUCCUUCAGCCAACCCCCCCGCUUCCCUUCUCCGUUUCUCUGAAAGAUCACUGCUUCCUCGCUUCUUGUAAGGAGAGCACCAAUGAGAAUGUACAAGGACCAAGUGGAACAGCUUGUUACAAUGCAAUCGGAGGAACAACUUGAUUUCGGAUCUCUCAGCCUUGACGAGUGCGAUCUUCCACACGACACCUCCACAGACAGCUCCGUGCUUUUUGUAAAUUUGCGAGAGCAUCACUUAACGAACCGGAGAAGCCCUGGGCCUUGUGACUUGUAUUGCGAAACCGAAACGGAAUUCUGGCAAGGGCCAUGCAAAGAGAAGCAACUCAGGGCGUUGAAGUACUGCAUUGAGUUGUUGAGCAGGUCUGAAAGGCCAGAGAUAACAUCAGCUACAGGAGACAUCCUUCGGCUGUGAUUGGGUGGGACAUAAUUGGCCACGACUGAAUUUCUGUUGUUUUGUACUAUGUUUCUGUUUGUCUAUAUGAAAUCCCUUUGAACAUAAAA
Messenger RNA from Guillardia theta CCMP2712, 580 nucleotides. RefSeq lists its product as hypothetical. The transcript has a single exon. The coding region runs from base 162 to 491 and encodes 109 amino acids. The record is from RefSeq and is a predicted model, not a curated record. NCBI's taxonomy places the organism in Eukaryota, Cryptophyceae, Pyrenomonadales, Geminigeraceae.